AUGUUAACAGAUCCACAGAUAGUGUGGUUGGGGUUGAGAAGUUGCUGGAAAAAAUGUCCCUCAUUAAUCAUUAUUCUGUUAACAGGAUUCUACACACCUUCCUCAUGUCUUCAUCAGUAUCACCUCAUUACCAUCAAUCUGAUCUGGACUGAUGCCCAGAGUUACUGCAGAGCACAUUACACUGAUCUGGCUACAGUAGAUGACAUGGAGGACCAGAACAGGCUGAUUACCAGUGUCAGUUUUGAUGAUUGGUUCUGGAUCGGACUGAAAAAGGGAGACUCCAUGAAGUGGCACUGGUCUCUGGCAGACAGACGUUUCUACAGAGAGGGGGAAACUGAGUUCAGAAACUGGGACACUGGGACAACCCAAAAUGGUAACUGUGUUUUAAUGAGUACAGCUGGUCUGUGGAACAACACCUCCUGUGAUGACCAGCAUCACUUCAUCUGUUAUGAUGUUAAAUUAGACUUUUGCAGGAAAACAAGUCACCAACCUAACAUACGUCUUAAUUCAGGAGAACAAGACACCAACCUAACAUACGUCUUAAUUCAGGAGAACAGGACCUGGAUAGAUGCUCAGAGUUACUGCAGACAGCAUCACAUAGACCUGGUCAGUGUAAGGAACCAGACUGAGAACACAGAGAUGAAACAGAAGAUAUCACUGAGGGGACUUCCUGUGUGGAUCGGUCUGUUUCAAGACUCCUGGAGAUGGUCAGACCAGAGUGACUCCUCAUUUAGAAACGGGACAUUAGGACAUCCUGAUGCUUCAGGACAGAACUGUGUUGCAUUGUUUUUUGAAUCAGUUAAUUCUGCUAAAUGGGUAAAACAUCCCUGUGACCACAGACAUAAUUUCAUCUGCAAUUCUGGUAAAUUACAAUAUUCUCCACUUGAUCUACCUGAUAUAAUGAUGACAUGAGAACUCUAAUGUUUCCCCCAAGAUUCACCACUUUCAUUGUUGGAUUUUAUUCUCUUGUAGACCCAGAUGUGAAGACUACGACUGCUCCUCUGCCCACACCCACAACCACGCCUUCCACCCCGACCACAACCACAACCGUGCCUUCCACCCCAACAACAACCACAACCGUGCCUUCCACCCUGACCACAACCACAACCAUGCCUUCCACCCCAACAACAACCCUGCCUUCCACCCCUUCCACCCCGACCACAACCACAACCAUGCCUUCCACCCCAACCACAACCGUGCCUUCCACCCUGACCACAACCACAACCAUGCCUUCCACCCCGACAACAACCAUGCCUUCCACCCCGACCACAACCAUGCCUUCCACCCCGACCACAACCAUGCCUUCCACCCCGACCACAACCACAACCACGCCUUCCACCCCGACAACAACGACGCCUUCCACCCUGACAACAACCACAACCAUGCCUUCCACCCCGACAACAACCACGCCUUCCACCCCGACCACAACCACGCCUUCCAAUCAGACAACAACCACAACCACGACUACCAC
Molecule: messenger RNA, 1471 nt
Organism: Oncorhynchus mykiss (rainbow trout)
Lineage: Eukaryota; Metazoa; Chordata; Actinopteri; Salmoniformes; Salmonidae
Source: RefSeq, a predicted model, not a curated record